AGCAAGGACAGAGAGGAGCAAACAUACUUAGGGCCAGCAGUGACAAUUCAGAUAGUCAGUGACAGAGGACAGAGAGGGAGCUCAAGAUUUGAAAAGCAUCCAGCUUGAAGAUGCCAGCUCUGUGGCGCUCCACUUUCGUCCUGGUGAUGGUACUGCUUGCCAUUAGUAGGCCCAGCCUGGCAUCUGAGGCCAUAGGAAAUGGAACAGAACAUACUAUCACCACCCUGCCCAUCGUUAUCUGGAAGUGGGAGGAAAUUCAUUUCCCAUACCUGGUGGCACUCUGGAUCCUGGUCAGCUGGCUCUGCAAACUCGUAUUCCAGCUGAACCCGUGCCUAACCAGAGUGAUCCCGGAGAGCGGCCUCCUCAUUUGCAUCGGUUGGGUCCUGGGCGGCAUCAUCUAUGGGGCAGACAAGGUGCAGACCUUCAGGCUGCAGCCCUUCACCUUCUUCUUCUACCUGCUGCCCCAGAUUGUCCUGGACGCGGGCUACUCCAUGCCCAACAAGCUGUUCUUCGGCAACUUGGGCGCCAUCCUGGUUUACGCUGUUAUUGGCACCUGCUGGAACGCUGCCACUUUGGGACUCGCGCUUUGGGGGUGCUGGUUGGGCGGGGCCAUGGGUAAUAUCGACACUGGUCUCCUGCAGUUGUUGUUGUUUGGGAGUCUGAUUGCUGCUGUGGACCCCGUGGCUGUGAUUGCCGUGUUUGAGGAGGUCCAUGUCAACGAGGUCCUGUACAUCCUGGUGUUUGGGGAGUCCCUUCUCAACGACGGCGUCACAGUGGUGCUGUUCAAUGUGUUUGAUGCAUUUGUGUCGCUUGGAGGGGCACAAAUCGACGCUGUAGAGAUCAUCAAAGGCAUAAUCUCAUUCUUCGUGGUGGCGGUUGGAGGCUCCCUGGUUGGUGUCGUCUUUGCUCUGCUGAUCUCGCUCCUAACCAGAUGCACCAAGAACAUCCAGAUUAUCGAGCCAGGCUUCAUCUUCGUCCUGGGCUACCUCUCUUACCUCACAGCCGAGAUGCUCUCCCUAUCCGCUAUCCUGUCGUGUACAUUCUGUGGGGUCUGCUGUCAGAAGUAUAUCAAUGCCAACAUGGACGAGAGGUCGGUCAGCACGGUACGAUCCACAAUGAAGGUGUUCGCAAAUGGCUCAGAGACCAUCAUCUUUGUCUUCCUCGGCAUCUCGGCCAUAGAUCCGUCUAUAUGGGUGUGGAACACAGCCUUUAUCCUCCUCACACUCCUCUUCAUCUUUGUGUUCAGGUUCAUAGGGGUCUUUUUACUGACCUGGAUUCUGAACCAGUACCGACUGGUUCCCUUGGACUUUAUUGAUCAACUAGUGAUGGGCUACGGUGGCCUACGUGGGGCCGUAGCCUAUGGCCUUGUGCUCCUGCUGGACGAGAAUAAGUACAAGGAGAAGAAACUGAUGAUCAGCACCACCCUCAUAGUGGUGUACUUCACUGUCAUGUUGCAGGGAAUAACCAUGAAACCACUGGUCACCUGGCUGAAAGUGAAGAGAGCAGCAGUGUCAGAACGCACACUAGCAGAAAAAAUACAGAAUAGGACCUUUGACCACAUGCUUGUCGCCAUAGAGGACAUUUCUGGACAAAUAGGAGAUAACUACAUGAGAGACAAGUGGAAUAACUUUGAGGAGAAGUGGUUGUACUGGCUCUUGAUGACACCCAUUGCCAGGAAGUCGUGUGACCCCAUAUUCAACAUUUUCCACAAGCUCAACAUCAAGGAUGCCACAAGCUAUGUGAAAGAGGGAGAACGCAGAGGCUCAUUGGCGUUCGUACAUAAUGAAAGCAAGGCCGAUGUGGAUUUCAAUAAGAAGUUUGGUGCCGAUUUUUCAGAGAUGAUGCCUUACAUCAUGACAGAAAAUAUGGGACCAGAUCAUGUUCCAGUCUCCUCCAUCUUACGGGACAGUGUGCCCUCUGUCUGCCUGGACAUGCAUGAGCAGGACCUGAAGAUGAGGGAGUCAGAGGACUUUGACGCACACCAUCUACUGCAGCAGCACUUGUACAAAGGCAGGAAACAGCACAGACACGGGUACAGUCGGAAGCACCUCGAAGUCAACAAAGACGAGCAUGAGGUGCAAGAGAUCUUCCAGAGAACCAUGAGGAGCCGUCUAGAGUCAUUCAAGUCAGCCAAAAUGGGUGUCGCCCCACCCAAGAAGAUAAGCAAGCAUUUAAAGAAAGACCAGCCACAAAAGAUGCCAAAUGGAAAAUCCACAGAUAACAGUAAAAGCCAUGCUUAUGGGGAUGAAGAUUUGGAGUUUUCUGAAGGAGACAGUGCCUCUGGUUGCGAGGCUGCUGGCGGUUCAUUCCCCAUGAGAGCCUAUAGAGGAGCUGGAAUCGUCAACCCAGCUUUCAUGGCGGAGAUGGACACCAUGGACCCCAUGCCACCAAUGCAGCAGAUUCCUUCAUGGCUGGCUGAAGCUGAGGUGGACAGCAGCAACAUGGUCCCUUCUCAGAGGGCUCAGCUGAGACUGCCCUGGACACCGAGCAACCUCCGCCGCCUGGCUCCGCUGUGCCUCAGUACCCAUUCCAAUGACUCCUUCCUGCUGGCUGACUCCCCUGCCACACAGGAGGGCAUCUCUGAGCUCCCACCACCACCUCCCCCACAAGACGGAGAGGGUCAGGGAACCCACAAGUAGUCCUUCCACAAACGGACCUCUUUUGGCCCCUAAUCCAGGUUCUGACCUCAGUUGCCAAAGAUCAAACUGCAGACAUCAGACUUGUUUUUUGUUCUGUUCAUUUGUUUAAUCAUAGUCCUGUAUACCCAGACAAAACAAUCCAGGUCGUCACCCUUAUGCUCUCCGAAUAAGGCUUUGGGAAUUGCACAAUUUACUGAAUUCUUCUGGGUUUAAUUGUAGGUUGUUUUUUAAAGGGGACUGCACUGGAUGCAACUCCAUCUUAAGACAGGGAAAUCAUGAGACCAACACCAAAUAAGAAUAAUUAGACAUGUGACCUUGCCGUCCAAAUCCUCAGUUUACCCGACAAAACGAAUCCCUUAAAACAACUCACUUAGAUCCAAUGUUGACUGACAGUAACAGAAAGUUUAACCGCACUCCCCGUAUUUAAGUCCAUUGAAUGACACCAAACAUGCAAGUUUAUGCAUGGUUUCAGACUGUUAUUUUUAUGACCACACCACCUCAGCCCUUUAUGUGAGAAAAUCAUCUAAAUUCAUAUUGCAGAUUUAGAAAUGUUAGGCCUAUUGAAAUGAUGUCUUAAUCACUUUGUGUGUUUUUUUGAGAGACCUGUAGCCACUAUUUAUUCACCGAUAAAGUGUAUUGGCCAUCUGUAUCUUG
This is a messenger RNA of Oncorhynchus nerka (sockeye salmon), 3293 nucleotides long. RefSeq names its product sodium/hydrogen exchanger 3-like. Gene Ontology annotation, cellular component: plasma membrane; brush border membrane; apical plasma membrane. Gene Ontology annotation, molecular function: sodium:proton antiporter activity; potassium:proton antiporter activity. Gene Ontology annotation, biological process: sodium ion import across plasma membrane; proton transmembrane transport; regulation of intracellular pH. The coding region runs from base 111 to 2639 and encodes 842 amino acids. The transcript has 16 exons. The record is from RefSeq and is a predicted model, not a curated record. NCBI's taxonomy places the organism in Eukaryota, Metazoa, Chordata, Actinopteri, Salmoniformes, Salmonidae.